This is a messenger RNA of Labeo rohita (rohu), 8680 nucleotides long. It is a transcript of the gene disp3, whose product is annotated as dispatched RND transporter family member 3. Gene Ontology annotation, cellular component: membrane. The record is from RefSeq and is a predicted model, not a curated record. NCBI's taxonomy places the organism in Eukaryota, Metazoa, Chordata, Actinopteri, Cypriniformes, Cyprinidae. The coding region runs from base 296 to 4318 and encodes 1340 amino acids. The transcript has 21 exons.
AGAGUGGAAGAACACGCUCAACUCAGUGAUGCUGUCGCCCGGACGACAACAUACAGUACAGAGACACAAAAGAAGCAGUGCAAACAAACAGCUGCCAACAUAACGCAAAGCCAACCAAAAAAUCCCUAGAGACUGAAAUACAAGGAGUCUAGUGUUACAGUAAGAUUUCAUGAAGUAGUUUGUGGUGUUUACAUUGAGAAACAAAGACAAGUGCUUUGACUGCAGCGCUGACGGACUCUCUGGCACAGAGGAAGUGCAAACCUUCACGUCCAUCCAGAGUGACUCAGUGGCUGCCAUGGAUUCGGAAGAUGAACCCUUGUUGCUCCAAGGUACCUGGAAUCUAAGUGAGUUUGAAGAGCAAGAGGAAGAGGAGGAGGAAGAGGAGGAGGAGGAGGAGGAGGGAGACGCAGAAACAGAACAAGCAAAUGGAGACGUGCAGGUCUGUAAAGGGGUGUGGUGGGCUUUGGGCUGGGUGUACACACAGCCCUGGGCAAGUGGGUUGGUUCUGGCCUUGGGAUUUCUGGUACCCUUCGCCCUCUCAGCUUAUAUGUUCCUUCGCUGUGAACCGCUAGACAUUGACCUUUCUUACAGCGCAUUCGAGGUCAGGAGUCAUGCCUCGGCAGAACGUUUUGAUUCUCUCGCCAUUGCCCUGAAAAGCCAGUUGGGGUCUUGGGACAGGCACAGACGUGACGCUGAGGGAUUUGACCUUGAAGCCAAUGCUCUGAGGGACCUUUUGUUGCUCAUGGUAAACAGAAAAGGGAAGGACGUCUCUACAGUGCCGAAUGUCACAGAACCUGCAGGCAUCUUAGGACAGACUGAUAUGGAAGCACACAACGAGAACAGACAGUUUGGAAAUGAGAAAAACAACAAGAUGAAAGAUGAAAAGACAGACCCUGUAAAGCCUAACAUAACAGCAAACCUCAAUUCAAGCGAUGCCGAAGAUCACAGGAAACCAGACUCACCCUUAAUGAGGAAGCGAAGAUUUGCAGGAUACUCCUACCUGCAGACUCAGGCCUUGUGGAGGAUGGAGCUAGUGUUUGUGGCCCAGGGUGACAAGGAUAACAACAUCUUCACUCCCGAACGCCUUCACACCAUACACCACGUAGAGAGACUUCUAAUGCAGCAUCCUCAGUUUCAGCAGUUCUGCUGGAAGCCACUAGAGGCAUUGCGAGACUUGCCUCUGGGACCUUCCUUCUGCUCCCCUCCAAGCUCCCUCCUGUCCUACCUCUUUCCCAGUGAGCGUGGAGGCAAGAUCUAUUAUGAUGGAAUGGGACCCGAUCUAGCUGAUAUACAUGGCGCCUUGAGCUUGGCGAUCACUCAUCCGCAGUUUUACUGGUAUGUGGAUGAGACACUCACACCAGACAAGCUUCAGUCCUCUCUCCUUCGCAGUGAGAUUCAUUUUGGAGCUCCUCUCCCCUCCUUCUACUCUCUCCAAGACAGACCCCUAGAACAGAGACGUCUCUUCAGAGACUUUGUGGUCCAGUAUGCGGACAUCCUGUCACAACAAUCCACCAGUAAAGUGAAGGUGCUGUACGGGGGUACGGAGUUAUUUGAUGAUGAGGUGCGGAAGACCUUCCACAGUGACAUGUUGCUGGCUUUGUUCAGUGGGGGAUGCAUUACUGUCCUUGUGUAUGUUCUCACUUCAUUUUCUGUGUUUCUGACGUUCUUUGGCUUGGCCAGUAUUGGUCUGAGCUGUCUUGUGGCGCUCUUCUUGUAUCAUGUGGUGUUUGGAGUGAAAUAUCUCGGCAUUCUCAAUGGAGUGGCAGCUUUCGUCAUCAUCGGCAUUGGCGUGGAUGACGUGUUUGUGUUCAUCAGUACGUUCAGACAGUCAGCCCACCUGACUUGUUCAUUACAGCGUAUGAUUUACACAGUAAAGACAGCAGGCCGAGCCACGUUCCUCACGUCCUUCACCACGGCAGCAGCAUAUGCUGCAAACACCUUCUCACAGAUCCCGGCGGUUCAUGACUUCGGUCUGUUCAUGUCUCUCAUUGUGAGCUGCUGCUGGCUUUGGGUGUCCAUUCUCAUGCCCGCUGCCCUUUGCAUCUGGAGCCAGUGUGGAGCUGUCCAUGCCAACACCUGUCCCAAAUGGUGGAGCACUCUUACUAAACUGUCUGCCAGUCCCAGUCCCCUCUCAGAUGAUGAUGAUGUUGCUCUAAUAACGGUAGAAUUGGAACCAGGUGUGUAUGAGUCUGAAUCGGAUGCGGCGCUGCUGUCGCUCUCGGCUGAAGCUCCUUCGGCCGCGUCCACUGAGGGCAGCGUAGGGGUGGUCAGCGCUCACCUUCAGAGGCUCCUGAGACACUGGGUGGCAGAGCCUGUAGUGGAGAAACGGAAAACCAUUAUAGCUGUGUAUGUUCUGGUUCUGCUGGGCUCGGUGUGGUGCUGUUGUCUCCUGCGGCCGGCCAGUCACGCACCUGUGCUCUUCCACAGAGACACCAACCUGCAGAGACUGCUGGAUCUGCGCAGCAACCUGAGUGCCCAGGGCAUUGCCUGCCAUAUGUGCUCGGGUGUUUUUAUGGAGCGACCUCAUAAUCUGCACAGCACUGCUGACUUCACAAGCUCUACCUCAGGGAACCAUCCCACAAUUCCCUUAAACCAGACCAAACCAGCAUCUAACAACAGCGCACAGAUGCUCGCAGGUGGUCUCCUUACUGUCUAUGUGUUUAAACUGGAGGCAGGCUCUGCUGUUCCUCUGUAUCGUUAUUCACUAAGUGCCAGUGUACCUGCACCCUGGCAGGCAUCAUCGUCUGCACACGGGGACGUGCCCUUCUUUCAGGCCUACAGCAGUCCCCAUAGCAACUUCAGCACGCGGAUGAGCGUGUGUGUGUCUCACGCGUAUCACCCGCGCCCUCGCUGGAUGCUGACUCUGCGCUCGUGUGACACCAGCCGGCGCUGGAGAUCAGAGUUUGAGUUCUACGUGGCGUCCGUCGAGCAGCAGCACAGCAGGAAGCUCUAUUUUGCCCAGCACACCAUCAGCCCGUACCCCAGUCGUGUGUGUGAGGGGCCGCCGGGGUGUGUUUUCAGCUCUGGACCUGAUGGACCAACUCAGGGCAGCUUCUACGCACCUCUACCUGCAGCUCCUGCCAAGGUUAAGAUCUCCAGGACAUCCGGCUUUAACCCCUGCAGUGGAGGUCAGUGUGGGAAACCAGCAGUGCGUCCUCUAGUGGACACCGGAGCCAUGGUGUUUGUAGUGUUCGGCAUACUGGGCAUCAACCGCACUCAGCGCUCAGACAACCAUGUUAUUGGAGACCUGGGUAGUGUGAUCUAUGAUCCAGACUUUGAUGUUUUUAAUGAGAUUGGCCACUUGUGCAAGCUCUGCAAAGCCAUCAGUGCCAAUACCAAGCUGGUGAAGCCUGGAGGAGCUCAGUGUUUGCCAUCAGGUAACAGCCUCACAUCCAUCCUGCCGUUACUCCAUCCUGAGUGUCAUUCUCUUCCUGAGCCCAACCUUUUGCCUGGCCAGCUAUCCCAUGGUGCAGUGGGCAUGCAGGGCGGCAGAGUGCACUGGAUCUCUAUGGCUUUUGAAUCAACCACCUACAAGGGAAAGUCUUCAUUUCAGACUCACUCUGAUUUCCUCCAGUGGGAGAGUUUCCUGCAGAAGCAGCUCGCAUCUCUCCCAGCAUCCUCGGCCCUGAGACGAGGCUUCCAGACCUGCCAGCACUGGAAACAGAUCUUCAUGGAAAUUAUAGGUGUGGAGAGCGCCCUCUACAGUCUGCUGCUGUCACUUGCCAUUUGCAUCGCAUCAGUAGCUGUGUUCACUGCUCAUCCGCUUCUGCUGCUGCCAAUCCUGCUGAGCAUUCUGGGGAUGGUGUGUCUGGUGGUGGCGGUGAUGUAUUGGCUGGGAUGGGAGAUGGGUGCAGUCGAAGCCAUCUCUCUGUCCAUAUUAGUGGGCUCUUCAGUGGACUAUUGCCUUCAUCUAGUGGAGGGAUAUUUACUGGCGGGGGAUGCCGACACCUCAGGACUUGCUAAUCACAAUUCGGAGUCCUCCAUCAAACGGCAGCUACGGACCCUUGAAGCAGCCAAUCAUGUGGGCGUUGCUAUAGUUUCCAGUGCCGUCACGACAGUGAUUUCAACCAUUCCGCUCUUUUUUUGUGUCAUCGUGCCUUUCGCCAAGUUUGGACAGAUUGUGGCCAUCAACACCGCAAUUUCCAUCGCCUUCACGCUUACCGUCACCACCGCACUCCUGGCCACAAUGGGACCCAGCGAUUUCACCCGGCCUCCCAGAGCCGUGCUCAAAGCCGCUUUGGUGGUCCUGAUCAUGGGGGUCUGUGGAGGUCUUCUGUGGUGGACCGGAUCACAGUUUGCUCCGGAUACACUGAUCUAAAUCACCAAGCUGAGGAACCAAGUGGAGCAACUGUGAUUAUUUGUGAUUUACGUGAACUCUUUGGAAAGCAGGUUUGGAAAAAUGAAGUAUUUAACAUAUAUGGCACACUGUUAGAAAUUAGGAAACCCAGUACGUGAAAUAGUUAACAGUCUGCAUGAAGGUAGUCCUGACAGGCGUGGGAAAUGAUGUCAGACACAUUUAGGUGAAUAACUCUGUCUUUGCUAUCAAAAAUCGCUCUGUCAGGGACUUGUGUUUAUUGUUAAUGUAUGACUAAAAGAGCUGACUAUCCCUCAGUGUUUUGUAUUUUAUUCACAACUUGGACUGAAGUGACUCAGAGGGCGCGUGAGGACGUGUCUUAUUAUGGUUAAAGUGUGACGAGGCCCUCAAGUCUCAGAAGAGGAGCACAUGAAUUCUGUGAAUUCAUCUCGUGUGUGACAGCAGGACAACAAAGAAGGAGAAACAAAGGCUACUUUUUCAUCAUCCUUGAAGGAUUGUUGUGACAGAUUUGGUGUUUUAUGUGGAAGUUAAUUAGUUGAUUUCCAAAUCUAAAAGGCCUACUGUAUGUUUUGGUUGAAGUCAACAUGAAAUGGCAUUCACAAUCCAUUUUGCUUUUGCAAUGCAUCAUUCAUGAGUGAAACAGGAUAUUUGGAAACAAAGGGUUUUAUCCAAGAUUUGGUUGUAUCCAACCCAAUCUCACGAGAAAACAUAUCUAUUUCACAAGGUGGUGAUUUUAUUUGUACAAUGAGAUUCAUAUAAAAACUAGAACUUUUAAAAGGCUGCAAAAAAAGCUGCACUUGAACGCACCACUCAGACUACAGCCGACUGCAAACUAACAUGUGCAUUCUGCACUUGUGUGAAACGAUUUAGCUGUCUAUUUAAGCAGCUUUUAAUAGUAUAUAUUCAUCAUUCAAAAGGAGAAACUGAAACAGAGAUAUAUGAGAUAAACGCAGAUAUAUGAAAAGUAAACAAAGCUGUGCUUGCUUAACAUUUUAAAGGGGUGGUUGAUUGUGAUAUCACUUUUUUUAACCUUAGUGUGUAAUGUUGCUGAUUGAGCAUAAACAAUAUCUGCAAAGUUGCAAGGCUGAAAGUUCAGUACAAACAGAGAUAUUGUCUUUUAAAUGUAUGACAGUUUAAUAGGCUCAUAGGGACUACAACAAGCUACUUUCUGGGUUGGUGAUAUUAUAAACCCAGAUAUUUACAUAAACCCUGGGAAUGUGCAGCAAAGGGGGUGAGGCAAGAAGAGGAAGAGCUGUUGCCAUGUUGUCAAAACUAGCAGUGCACACGCUCUGCUCUGCGUCUCUCUCUCUAUCUCUCCCUCUCUCUAUCUCUCUCUCUUUCUCUCACACACACACCCCACUCGAGCCCUCCUGCCCCUUUGAGCUCUGACUAAACUGCCCUUUCGGUCUGGUCUAGGUGCCCCGGGUUCGCGAUUUCUGCCGAGGGCGACCCGCGAUUAUACACUUUAUGUGUACAGACAGACAGAUAUUUUCCACAUAGCUACGAGAAGCCUUAAGUAUGGAUGCACAUGCAGUUGCUAUGGUAGCGAGCAAAGCUUGCUGGCAAAAAUUUGUUACUGUUACAAAAUAAAUAAUUACUUACAAAAACUGCUACAACGCAAUUGUGUAUUCUGCUGUAAAAGCUUUAAUCAGGAUAAAACUGUAUAUUAAAAGCUAACAUAAGCAGUAGCAUUUACAAAUCACAGCGCAUCUAAAAGAAUUAGAUAACAACAAACAAAAAUACAUAACAUUCUGAAACGUCCUGUAAGAGCCUGCUUGCACAGGUUCUGUUCGAUCAUCUUCACUAAUAUUCUCUCAAAUUGAUAAGAAAUAUUGACGACACCAUUGUUUACAAUACAACCGGAGCGUGUGUGAGGGGUGUGGCGUUUAUGAAAGCGCUUUAGCGGUUUAGCGAACCACAACACACUAGACCAGCUAACCAAUCUGAGCCCAUUGCGUAUUUUUGAGGGAGGGGCUUCAUGAAAACGAUCAGAGCGUUCAUCGGAGAAGGGACAGUGUGGUGUAGAAUAAAGGUAAAUUAUGUUAAAAAUUAUGCAUUUAAAAAACGAAGCAUUAACACAUUAGACUGCACACCAUAAACACAAUCAAGCUUAAAAAAAAAAAACCCAGUCAACCACCCCUUUAAAUAUCAGUUAUGUUGAUAACUUUCAACAUUUUAUGCGGUUCAUGUUGUUAUGAUAAUAUUUACAUAUUGGAAUGCUUGGGUAAGAUCACAUAACAUUAGAAAAGCCUUCUGUUUGUGCCGCCUCCAUUUACUUAUUUUCAUCACUUUUGCUUUAAUUCUCCAGCACUAACUCGUUUGCAAAACUAGGCAUCCAAUCAGAAUUCUCACUCACGCCAUCAGUCCCGACGCCGAUUCAACAUGCUGAAUCUGGCAAACUCCAGCCAACGUAGUCCCGCCGAGAGCCGACGUGUGGAAAAUACCAAACAAACUAGCCCAAACAGUUGACCCCCAGCUCUUGUCGGACCGUCAGGCAGCGUCUGUUGGCUUGGUGUGUCCAGGCCUUUAGAAAAAAGGCACAAAGAUCCACCCCUAAACAUGACCGUCACUGUUGCUUAAAGGUUCAUGAAACCCCGGACUACUUUUUCUGAGAUUUUAGCAGAGGUGUUUGUGUUGCACAUCAUAGAUGACAAUGUUAGUAUCCCUUAAUUUUAAUUGUUGGAGAAAACCAACAAUUUGAGCUUUUUUGCGCUAUUUUCAUCUUCCGGGUUUAAAAUCUACAUUGUGUUGACGUCUCAGUCUGUGACGUGGCAACGGACUAUAGUACUUUGAUGACGCGUCUGUGUCUCAUAAUUAUCAAAGACUAUAGAAUACCCAAGACUUAUCAUUCGUAUAGUUUUGAAUGGGGAAAGAUGCAACGCUUAUUAUGUUUCUUUCUUAAUGAAAGAGCCAAUCGUUUAUUAGUAAAAUCAGCGUCUCACUGCAGCUGCCAUUAUAAGUCCCAGUUGCUUUACGAACAGUCAGCGUUCUGAGAAGUGUGCUCAGUACAUGGCAUGUGCACCGGUUGAUCUUGUCUGAAAAAUACGUUUUUUUUUUUAAACACUACUGGAGCAUAAGGAUUUUAAAUAUGAAAUUUAAUCGUAAGCUUGAUGAACAGUUUUGGAGAAUUUGAUAUUUCCCCAUUCAAAGAAAUAGGAGCUGCACUUGCCUGCCCGAGAGGCAUUUCAAAGAUGGCCGCCGAGUAAAGUGACUUGCCUUAAAGGGACUUUGUAAUUAUUCAUGAGGCUGCGUGUUCUUAUCCUAUGAGAUUUGCCUAAUUAUUCACGAAAGCGUGUGUUGGUUUGCUAUGACAGAAGCUUCGAGAAACUUUGAGAUUGUGUAUAUUAACUGAGAGAAACAUUCAUGGAUCGAAGGAGACUGUUUUUGUUUGCUUUGUAAGAGUUCGGCACAAAAUCGAUUCAUUCAUAGAGUGAGUGUAAUAGCGGUUUCCUAACUCCUUGAUGCAGCCCAUCAGAAGGAUUAUAAAUGCUGCAAAAUAAGCCUUAAAAGUUAAGAGGUGCAACAGCGCAUUCAUAUAUAUGAUUUCGAUGCAGAGUACAAAUGGCUGUGCAUUUAUUUGUGUUGUUAACUCAAUGGGAGCGAAGAGAAACUGUCUGAACCGUCUGAACCCAAAGAUGACUCUCUCCCCUCUUCCCCCUCUGCUCCGCAGCACACCACGCCCACUUUUGUAGCAUUUUUAAAACUGUGGUGAGAACUAACCAGUGCUGAAACAGGGGGUUUCAUGACCCUUUAAAGCGGUCAUUUAGUGCAAAAUUCUUUUUUCCAUGUUGUUUGAAGUUUAGAGUUUCGUGGCUAAAUGUGGCUAAAGUUUAUAGUCUCAGAGAACGGCUCGUCAUCCCAUGGAAGAGAGGGGCGCGGGUGAGCAGAGCUCAUUAGCAUUUAAACGGACAUGCACUGAAAUGGCUCACUGUGAACAGAGUUGUUUUUGACGAGGUAAAAAGGGUGUUGUUUUACACUACCAUUGAGAAAUUUAGUAAAAAAGAAAACAUAUCAACUUGUGAAAAAUGGGCAUCCAAUGACCCCUUUAAGCUGAUCGUACAAAAAAGAAUGGAAGAGAUUGUACAAAUUCUCAAAUUCACCAAAAUCUAAAUAAGACUGUCAUUUUAACGAUUGAUUGGUAAAAAGUCAGGUUCACUCUCCACAGUGUUUUAACAUAUCACUUCGUCUUUAGUUUAAAAAACUAUAUUGGUUAAAAUAAUAAAACAAUACUAAAAAGCAAAUUUGACUAUUUUUAACAUUAACUAAUAGCAUUGUCGGGGUAGUGCAUUACAAGUAACUUGAGUUAUAUAAUCAGAUUACUUUUUUAAGUAUCUAGUAAAGUAAUGCAUUACUUUUUUUUAAAAA